Cavenderia fasciculata is the source of this 1674-nucleotide messenger RNA. RefSeq names its product putative cationic amino acid transporter (gene ctrA). Gene Ontology annotation, molecular function: amino acid transmembrane transporter activity. Gene Ontology annotation, cellular component: plasma membrane. The record is from RefSeq and is a predicted model, not a curated record. The transcript is spliced from 3 exons. NCBI's taxonomy places the organism in Eukaryota, Evosea, Eumycetozoa, Acytosteliales, Cavenderiaceae. Bases 1 to 1674 code for a protein of 557 amino acids. Gene Ontology annotation, biological process: transmembrane transport; amino acid transport.
AUGGUAACAGAAAAUGAUAUUAGAUAUCGUGGUGAUACAACACCAUUGAUAAAUACAGAAGAAAAGAAGGAAAGUGUUUAUUCAUAUAAAUCGUUGGUUAGAAAGUACCCGGUCAACUUGGACGAAGAUACAGAGUUGGAUAAAUGUUUGACGAUUGUCGAUAUUAUAUCUUAUGGUGUUGGUAGUACAGUCGGAGCAGGUGUGUUUGUAUCGAUUGGUAUUGCGAUUUCAGGAUUCUCUGGUCCCGGUACAGCAUUGUCAUUCAUCUUUUCGGCGAUUGCCUGUUUGAUCUCUGCCUUUUGUUAUUCCGAAUUUGCUGCACGUAUUCCAUUAUCUGGCUCUGCCUAUACAUUUGCCUAUGUGGCAUUGGGAGAGUAUGCAGGUUGGUUUAUCGGAUGGAAUCUUACACUCGAGUAUGCCAUCUCUGCCUCGGCCGUCGCUCGUGGAUGGUCUGGUUACUUUUCCGAGUUCUUUAAGAUCUUUAACAAGGCCACCCCAGAAUGGGUGACUGGAUACAAUCUCAAUGACUACUUUAGCAUUGCUCCACUCUCGCCCGUCAUCAUUAUCAUCUGUACCGGUAUUCUUGUAUUUGGUGUCAAAGAUUCGGCUCGUUUCAAUCUCUCCAUCACCAUUCUCAACAUUACCACCAUUCUCUUUUUCAUCAUCUUUGGUGCCUUUUACGUUGAUAUCUCUAACCUCAACCCAUUCCUUCCAUAUGGUAUGAAUGGUGUUUUCCAAGGUUGUUCACGUAUCUUUUUCUCCUACGUUGGUUUUGAUUCGGUCACCACUCUAUCCGGUGAAGUUAAAAAUCCAAAACGUGAUCUUCCAGUUGGUAUCGUUGCCACUCUUGGUAUUGCCACUGUUCUCUAUGUUGGUGUUACAAUUGUCUUGUCUGGUAUGAUUAAAUAUUUAGAUGUUAGUCAUGAUUCACCAUUAUCAGAUGCAUUCCUUUCAUUGGCAACUAAUCACCCACAUUUGAAAUGGGUAGCUUUUGUUUUGGUUAUUGGUACAUUGACAUCUUUGACUGCCUCUACUCUUUGUUCACUUUUGGGUCAACCACGUAUCUAUCUUCAAAUGGCAAAGGAUGGUUUGUUUUUCCAACAAUUCGCCUCUGUCAACAAAAAGACCCAAGUCCCAGUUUUUGGAACCAUCUUUACCGGUGCCUUUGCCAGUGUCUUGGCUAUCCUCCUUAAUCUCGAUCAAUUGACCAAUAUGAUUUCUAUUGGUACUCUUUUAGCCUUUACAGUUGUUUGUGCUGGAGUUGUCGUUGUUCGUUUAAGUGAUGAACAAGGAAAUGAAGAAUAUAGAUUAAAAUCACCAAUUUUAUUAUUUGUAUUGUUUGUAUUUGCUUGCUUGUUUGGUGUUAGUAGUGCUAAUAGUUGGAACUGGGGAUACCAAGUUGGUUUCUCUGUACCAAUGAUUGCCGUUAUGGUUGCACUCUCGUUGAGACGUCAAUUGACCGUUCCAACCACUUUCAAGUGUCCACUCAGUCCAGUCCUACCAUGUCUUGGUAUCAUUGUCAACACUUAUUUCAUUAUGCAUCUCGAUACUGAAUCAUUCUAUCGUGUCAUUAUUUGGACAGUUGUUGGUUCUAUCAUCUACUUUGCCUAUGGUAUUCGUAAUAGUAAACUUAAUAAUCGUAUCAACGGUGGUUCUCAAAAAUCUGUCAAUUAA